UUUGAUAAGCAUUAGUAAAUCGGUCAGUGUCUAUUUAUACUGUACAACUUAUUGUGUGCGAUAGUGUCGUAUAGUUGACUAAUUUCUGUAUUUACUUUGAACAUUAAACAUGAACAAAAUUCUGUUACUUUUUUUCCAUUUUUCAAUUCUGUGGUAUUGUUGUAGAUCUUCAGUAAUGUUUGCUCUUUCGGAUAACUCCAUUCCGGGUUCUUGUUACCUAAAGAAUAAAAAUUUAACAAUACCCGAAGGUAAAUCAAUUACAAAUAUUAACGGAAAAUGCAACAUGGUUACUUGUAAUUAUCCCAUGGUAGAUAUUGCGAUGUGUGGAGUAGUGAUAAAGAUAAUUGAUGGAGAGGAAUGUAGACUAGCCGAAGAUUUAUCCAAACCUUACCCAGACUGCUGCAUUAGCGACAAAUGUGCUAAAAAUUAAAAAAUAAACCAUUUGUAAAAUAAA
Messenger RNA from Agrilus planipennis (emerald ash borer), 454 nucleotides. RefSeq lists its product as uncharacterized. The coding region runs from base 110 to 430 and encodes 106 amino acids. NCBI's taxonomy places the organism in Eukaryota, Metazoa, Arthropoda, Insecta, Coleoptera, Buprestidae. The record is from RefSeq and is a predicted model, not a curated record. The transcript has 3 exons.